Molecule: messenger RNA, 1033 nt
Organism: Dacryopinax primogenitus
Lineage: Eukaryota; Fungi; Basidiomycota; Dacrymycetes; Dacrymycetales; Dacrymycetaceae
Exons: 4
Coding region: 1-993 (330 amino acids)
Source: RefSeq, a predicted model, not a curated record
AUGAACAAUCUCGAGUCCCUCAAGAAGUUUUUCUUCUCCGCCAAUCAGACGAAUCGCGACGUAGAACUUUUGCCCACGACAGCACCUACGGCUACGACUACAGCGCUAGGAGGUUCAAGUCUCCCAGAUGUUGGUGAAGGAACGAGUUCAGCGUCAACAUCCACACCAUUCUGUUCCCUAUGGUCUGGGGCGAGGAAGUGUCAAGCAAAGGGCAAGGAGCCUUUGCUUCCUACAACUUCGUCCACUCCAACGGUCUAUCAUGCAUCCGCUAUGGCGAGCUCUCUCCUCGAUUCCCUCACUGGUCAUGUCGCUGCGCUCUCCACUCUUGCCGCCAACGAACUCACCGCGAUGGACGGAGGACCGAGCAUCAGGGGCGGAACAGGAAGAUGUUGCGGACAAAAGAGUGGGAACGCGGCAGUGAGAGCUGGACGGCAUCGCGAACUCGUUUCGUUGCCUGCCGAGGCUGAGGAGGGCGGCAGUGGAUCGAAUAUGAGAGUAUCGAAUGGUGAACCGGGUCAUGUCGAACAACCGUAUUGGGGUCUGUUGCCUCCCGGUGUCAAACGCGUUAAAGAAGCUCAGGCGCAUAUUGGCCGGCGUGCAGCAACUAACUUCGUCGACAUCAUCUAUGGAGAAAUCAGCGCCUUCGGCAUGGGCGGGUGGGACGUUGUUAGCUCCACUAUGGUAUGGGGCUGGAGGGUGUUCCCGUGGAUUGGUGGAGUGUUCUCGCGCCUAUACCAGCGAGGAUUCGACCUUCGUCUCUUGUCCUCGGCUGUUACAGGCUCCAUUAUCAUGGUAGUCGUUCUGGUCGUUUGCAUCGCCAUCGAGAUCGUCCACCGUGGUGCAUCCUUCUUGUGGUUCUACAGGGUUAUGGUGGUGGCCGUAGUCGUCUUCGUGGUCAUCAUGGCGAAGGUCGCGGACGUGGCCGUUUCGAAACUUCUUAUAGGUGUCUUGAAGGUGGUACCGGAGUUUUUGAAGUGGGGAGGAGUUCUGUGAGAAUGUCUUGUUAGCCUAGCCUAUGCAUAUUCCCUUUCAU